CAGCGUUGGCUCGAGUCCGAUAUACUUGUUAUGUAUCAAGAAUGUUGAGUUACGAUAGACAAAGCUAUGCUGCAGAAAAUCCUUUCUCAAGUUCAUCUGACGAUGAUACCGGCUACAUUAGUAAAAAAGGUUCAAGUAGCCCGAUGAGCGAAUUUGAUGAGUCGAUUCAAACGAUGUGCGAUAUUUAUGGACAGACACCGCCUAGGACUCGACUAAAUCGCAAGAAACGAUACAUGAAGCAAAAACUCAAUGGAGGGGAAACAAAAUCGUUAGAGAAAGAAGCAUCAUCGAAGAUAACGAUUCGUAGACGAAAUACUCUAGAUAACAUAAUUUUCAAUGAAAUGUGUGACAAAGCAGACAAGGAUUGGGAAAAUGAGACGAAUCAAGAUAUAACGAAAGAAGGAAAUCGGAAAUGUAAAAGAAGUUUGAAGGUGUUACGGGGGAGUGAAAGAGAUUUAAAACUCGAUAUGGAGGCAGCUUACAAUUAUGCUGAGAAAUUUGAUCAUUAUCAACUAUCCACUCCUAAUCAUAUCAAGAUUGAAACUCGAAAUAGAUUUCGUAGUCUGUGGUCAAAGCCUGUUGAUAUAGAAGAGAAAAAGGCUGAAGUUACUGUUAAUGAGCAAAUAAAAAUUUUGAAUAAUAAAGAGCUGAUAGCACAGUCACCGAAAACGUUGAGUCUUAAAGAAAGAGAAAUAUUUCACGAUACGUUUUCCAUAUUGAUUAAAUUGGGAAGUACAGAACGUAAUUGCCGUCGUCAAAUGAGUCACGAGGAAACACGAUGGCAAAACGAAUUGAAAGAUUUAAUAUGGCUAGAGUUGCAAGCUCAUCGUGCUGAUCGUAGUCCAAUGGCUCAAGACGAAUAUCUAUGCAAACAACGUGAGGCUGUGGAAGGUUUACUUAAAGAAAUAAUGGAGUACAGGUACGAUCCUAUUGCUAGUGUGAAAAAUAACAAUAUACCCUGCGCCAAUGUGAAUACUACAUGUGUCGACCGAAUAAUGAAUCCUGGAUCAAGUCCGAAUAUAGAGUUGGGUGUUUGUCCAGGAUGUCUUUCAAUGUAUUGUAGAGCAUGUGCACGAGCACAGGGAGAAGCGUUACAACAAAUAGAAGGUUUAUUGACUAGAUUGGAAGCAGCAGAAGCGCUUUAUCCUUCGUCACAAGCUUUUGGUGCACAUUAUCCUUUAUAUAAAAGUACAGAGUGUACUGGUAGAGUAAAGGCAAUGUGCCUUUGGUACAAUAUGACCAGACAUCAUCGACUUAAACUACAAAUAUUGGGAAAACUACUUAUGAUGUUACAUACUAAGAAAAAGCAUGAUGAUAAUUGUGAUUCUGGAAUAAGUUCAAAAUCUUCAGAUACAGUCGAUUGUUCAGAACACAGACGGACUUUGGUACGAUUUGAAGUAUUAAAUCAACAAGAUGAAAAUUCCAGCCCCUCGGAUAGUAAUAAUAGUAAUAAUUCUUCUAUUAGUAUAUCUUUUGUACAAACUUGGCCUUCUACUCCUGAAACUUCAUUUACAUCUGUGGAUGACGAUAAAACCGACCGUCUGGACUUUUAUUUAGUUGAAUUCGAUCGACAGGCGUAUAGGAAAUAUAUCGAAGAUGUACUAAAAACUAGAGGUUUAAGAAAAAGUCUAAAUUUUCUUGAGAGACUACAUACUUCUGUCCUGAGAAAAGCAAGACUGACCUUAGAGAAAGUUGAUAUAAGUAAAUGUAGUAAUUUAAAUGAAGAGUAUGAAGGUGAUGAAGAAUUGCGUCGAUAUGGUACAUGGAGUUGUGAAGCAAGAGAAUUAAACCUUCCAUCAUAUAGAGCUGCGUUUGUUUUUCUAUCUCGAGUUCCAUUAGACGUUGUUCACGAAUUUUUAAGAAUGAGAUUAGAGCAAAAGCCAGAACAACCUAGUCCGUUAUCGGUUCGACAACUUAUGCGUGAACUUAGGGAAGGUCUCAGAAUUGCGUGUAUUCAUCGUGACAGAUUUGCUGCACAUUCUUGUGCAGCAAUUGCAAGUGAUAACGACGGUUGUGAACAUCUAUUUCAAGAAGAUGUAACAGAUUUUGAUGAAAGUUUAAAAGAUGUUUUUGAAGUGUAUCUUGAUUAUCUGCAGCAAUGGGUAGAUAUGGUACAGCAUGACAGUUUCCAUAAAAAUUUGAUUAUGGAUGAGUGGAUAUUUGUACAAUCGAUAGCAGGAAAUAUAUUGAAUGGAUAUGCAAUUGCAGGAGUAAAAUUUUGUGAAAUAGCAAAAACGAUGCUUGAGCAAGUUAAAGAAUAUCUUAAUGAGAGACCUCGAGAAAUAAAAGAAACUACUGAAGAAUGGAGCGACGACGACUGGUCAAAUAGAUUUCAACUUAUGUUCGUGGGACGUGAAUGGCAAGGAAUGUUUGUAGAGGUUCGAGAAAAGGUAGUUAAGAGUGUUACUCUUGUUAAAUGUUUAAAGCGUGACAUUGAAAAAUGGUCUGUUUUCAACAAGGAAUUAGAGAAGUCAUUAAAUACUUUAAAGGAAACGGUUAUGGAUCUUAGAUAUAGCAUUACAAGUGUUAUUGAAAAUUUUCAACGUGACCUUGAGCAAGCAGAAGAACCAAAUACUGAAUGUGAUCAAUUUGCUAUGCGUUCUAGAGUAAGAGAAAUACUUCACCAGGCUUAUCGAAUGGGUUUCGAUUAUCACAAGGAAACGUGUAAAUUAUUUGCCCUCGAAGAAAAAACUGUUUUAGCUAGAAGUUUAGUUUCUUUUGCUCUUUUGUGGAUGGAAUUUGUUAGAACACGAUGUGAACGUGGGAGAGGUUUAAGACCCCGAUGGGCAAAUCAAGGUUUAGAAUUCUUAAUUACAGUAUGUGAACCACACAAUACCAAACAUUUAACGGAUGUGGAGUUUGAAGAAUUAAAAACUUGCAUGGACCGUUGUAUCUCACACGUCAUUGGAAGCACGAAUCCUGUUACAACUGUGGAAACAGAAAAUUUAAAACGGUUAUCUCAUUCAAGAGCAUCUUCACCUUGCCAUACUAGAAGUAGAACUGCAAGUUUCAGUCAUUCUCAGAAACCUAGAGAUACUCUUAAAUCUCCUGAUAUUCCAUCGAAUAUUAAAAAAUCUUCUUCGCCAAGUGUAGUCGAUGGAAAUGUAGGUGUAGUUGCAAAUGCGUUGGAUCGUAGUAUAUCUAGGCAAGAAAGAAUUAAUCGGGCUAUAAAAAAGGUAGAAUGCGAUAUUGAUGAAAAGUUAAGAAGUCGUGAACUUAUUGGGCAAGUUACAGAUAAGGCAACUGUUGAUAGAGUUCGUGUUAAGGCAAGGAGAGUUACUUUUACCUGGCAACGGGGUAUUAAAAUAGGGCAAGGGAGAUUUGGUAAAGUAUAUACCAUAGUUAAUAAUCAAACUGGUGAAUUAUUAGCUAUGAAAGAAGUGCAAAUACAACCCGGGGACCAUAGGGCCAUUAGGCGUGUUGCUGAGGAGUUACAAAUAUUUGAAGGAAUUCAACACGAACAUUUAGUUCGAUAUUAUGGGCUAGAAAUUCAUCGUGAAGAAAUGUUGAUUUUUAUGGAAUUUUGCGCGGAGGGAACUUUGGAAAGUCUAGUAGCAGGAAGCGGGAAUGGUUUGCCGGAAUCAUUAAUUAGAAAAUAUACUCAUCAACUUCUCUUAGCUAUAACAGCACUUCAUUCUCAUGGAAUAGUACAUCGAGACAUUAAAUCUGCGAAUAUUUUUUUAACGGAUGAGGGUAAUUGUUUGAAACUUGGUGAUUUUGGAAGUGCAGUACAAAUUAAAGCACAUACAACUAUGCCGGGUGAAUUACAGGGUUUUGUUGGUACUCAAGCUUAUAUGGCACCAGAAGUAUUUAUGAAGUCGGAAAGUAGUGGUCAUGGUAGAGCCGCUGAUAUAUGGUCGGUUGGUUGUUGCGUCAUAGAAAUGGCUAGUGGACGAAGACCGUGGUCAGAUUACGAUUCUAAUUAUCAAAUCAUGUUUAAGGUGGGAAUGGGUGAAAGUCCAGCUUUACCAAAAAAUCUUUCGAUUGAAGGCAUUGAUUUAGUUAAAAAAUGUUUACAACAUGAUCCGAAGAAACGGUUAACUGCAAGUGUCUUACUUACACUUCCAUUUGCACAAGCAUAUGAAGAUGUUAAUGCUGACUUGACGAUAUCACGUCAUUAA
Habropoda laboriosa is the source of this 4121-nucleotide messenger RNA. It is a transcript of the gene Mekk1, whose product is annotated as mitogen-activated protein kinase kinase kinase 4. Bases 42 to 4121 code for a protein of 1359 amino acids. The transcript has 18 exons. Gene Ontology annotation, molecular function: protein kinase activity; ATP binding. Gene Ontology annotation, biological process: MAPK cascade; protein phosphorylation. NCBI's taxonomy places the organism in Eukaryota, Metazoa, Arthropoda, Insecta, Hymenoptera, Apidae. The record is from RefSeq and is a predicted model, not a curated record.